AUGAGUGCUCGAGAUAAAAUUAUAAAGCUUGCUGCUGAAAGGCGGAAACAAAGAGAAGACGGCCGUUCUAGAAAUGAGGCCGCGUCUUCUGCCUCGUCAAAUGUUACGGCCGACCAUGUUGACACUCGUUCUAAGUCAUCAACGCCGAUUCCUCUGUCUCUUGGAAGUGGUGUGAGUAAUGCAUCACUUGCCCCGUUCGCGCGUCAAUUUCACGAAUCGUAUCGAACUGAGGAUUCUAGUAUCUUUCGCCGUCACGAUCAUGUUUCUUACGCGGAACGUUUGCGUGAUUCUACUCGCUUCAACGAUGUUCUCAACAAACCUUCAAGCCUGGAGAAAGUAUUGCCUGAACAACAGCGGCACUUGAACUGGCUUAGCCACCAUGGCAAAGUGACAGAGACUUCCGGCCCGAAGAAGAUCAUCCGUGCUCGGCGGAAGGCAAAGAACCCUAUGUUGGGUGUUGACGAUUCGUAUUUCGAGAAGGCGGGCUGUGAAACUACAGCCAAUCAAAUACUUCAAAAUGAUAAAUUUUAUCCGUCUGAUGAUGUGCCGGCUCUUCAGAUUAAGAAAGUUUCGCAGACGAAAGAAGUGUUCCAUUCGCCCGAUGGUAAAGCAGUAUCUGCUCGUAUCAAUGCCUCUGGGAACGAUGUUGCCGUUUCUAUGCGUUCGUCUCCCAAAACUUCUACGUCUGGCGUGCGACCAACUUCGGACUUGUCCGUUGGAACAUCUGCUGGCUCGAAACCGAUUCACGAAGGCGAAGGACAAUCUACUGCCCCUUCCCAAGCAGUUUUUCCUCCUACUCGAAGGCCGUCGGGUGAUAGUCAAUCUUCUCGUCCCAUUGCUACAGUUGAACCGUUUUCCCCGAGAAACGACCGGGAUAGUCAGUCCACGAAAACUGCUGCAUCCCCGUCGUCUCGCCGAGAUGAAAGGCCACAAAUGUUUUCGCUUUUUCAGGAAUCCCAAUCUUCAUCUGAUAAUUCUGGGCCUCUUUUUUCAACUGACAGUGGGGACGAGCGAACCCCUUCUCAGAAGAAGUCGGACGAUAGAAAAGAGUUGCAAUACUCUAUGUUAGUUAUUGGAAAUCAAAAUGGGAUUGUUUCCGACGAACAAUUAAAGAAGGCUGCUUCUCAAUUAACGCUCCAUAAAAAGCGGAAGAUAAAACCAAAAAGGAACAAAAAAGCGUCCAACGUCUCUUGCCCACCUUCUAGCGAUACCCCUUCCAAUGUUGAUGAUUCUUCUGGCGACAGCUCAUUUGAGGAGCUUAGUUCGCGUCAUCCCAUUCUUUCGGAUGUCACGCAAAGUUCUAACAAUGCGCCCACUACCAAUACUCACAAUACAGGCUCUGUAAGCGCAGCUGACGCCACGAAGUCACCUAAGGAAUAUGAUGCAAAAACUGCUAGGCCCAGCAUCACUCAAAGUCAGAGACGGUUGGAGGAACGGAUGCCAAUGGUAAGCCAGUUUGGUAUCAACACCUCUCAAAGAGACGAUUCUGGCCAACGGAAAAAGAAAGAAAAGAAUCCUCGCGAUGUUGACGAGAAUGAAAACAUCCCCCCUAGAAAAAAGAACGUCCGUCCGAAGGUUGUGCCAAAGAAAAAAACUUUUGUUGACAAAAACAAGCCGUCACGAGCAGAUGGAGCGAAUAAAAAGAGUGACAAACGAAUAAAUGAGCCUGGGCGCCCAGUUAAAACUGCAUCGAAGUCUGUCCACUUUGAAGACAAGCGAGGUCAGAAGGCGCCCUUUUCCGAUGAUCCUCGUCUUCCUCCUCCUCCUGCGAAUGGUGGUACUCGUUCUAGUGCUUCAUCUGCCGGGCCUUCUUUCGCUGAUAUUCCUUCGCCUUUGUCCGAUGACGAGAAUGAUAACGGUGGAAUUGAAAGAAACACGAAUUUAUACGAUGCCGAAGUCGGCGAUGAUGGCCAUCGUGUUAUGAAUUCGUUUUUCAUUCCGGUUCCCAUCGAUGUAUGUCCAAUUGGCGACCCGAAGCAAUUUGACUUUUGUCAGUUUUCUGCUCAUUACGGUCUGGAGUACAUCGUUGAUCGAAGAACGUAUUUCGAUAUUCCUGGCGAUUGUGCGGUGUCCGUUCUGCUGGCCUACAUUUCAACGAAAAAAAAUCCAGCAGCUUUGGUUCGUUACGACUUGCACCUUCUUGCCAACGCUCCUAUAACCAACCAUCUUGGGCCGGUUGUUGUCUUUCCCAUGCGAUUACUGGAGAUAAGAAAAACGGUUUUUGGUCUUUUCUAUGCCUAUUACACAUGCAACCGGCCGUACUGUAGUGGUAAACAGCGAUUUUUUAUCCAUUGCGAGGAUAUCCUUUACGAAGACAAGGACGGCAAAUAUAAAAUUAAAAAGGAGUACUGGAAAGAUUUCUUCUGUUAUGCACGCCCCGAAGCUCCAGCUUGUUACAGGAACUAUGCGUUUUGUGACUCGCCGACAGUUAGCCAUUGCUGCACUCCAUUUGGUUACAUGGACAUCGCCGAAAAAACAUUUGAGGAAUUUAUCCGUGGCGCUGCUGCUGAUGGUGACAAUUUGGUUAAUUCACGCUGCGUGGAAGCUUACGAAAAAGUGGUGAAAGAAAGAUACGGUUCAUGGUCCCCGGCUCAUCCUCGAUCUCAUUACGCAAGAAAGUUGUUCGCCAGAUAUUACAACGAGCGUCGACCUGGUAAGCAGCUCGAGAAUCGAGAUCCCGACCACGAAAUGAUCCCAAGGGCGCUUUCAAAUUUGAGUUUCCAUAUCAAUGGGACUGAAAUAAAAGACCGAUGGGUUCUCUAUCGGGAUGAAUGCUGCCUUAUAGUUGGCAGUAUCUCCCUUUUGAAGCGCAUCCCACAGAAGUCCCUGUUUCGCAUCAUGCUUGACGGAACUUUUACCCCUGGAGGAGGAUUUGCUCAGUUGACGACUGUCCAGGGUUAUGUGUCCAGCUUGACGAAAGGAGAGGAGCUGGAGAUGCUUGGCGCAAUAUACCAAAUCUCCCAGCAUUCCGACCACUACAAACAAGCAUUCGCCAGCUUCUACCGAAUUCUAGCUACCUUGCAUCCCGGCCACAUUUUUCAGGAGUGUAUCAUGCAAUCGGACUCGGAGACCUCGCUCAUUAAAGGCUGGGAGUCAGCAAUGUCGGUCUAUGGUAUUCGGUCUAUCAGUGUAUUAUGCAUAGUGCACAUUAUCAGAGCGAUCUUCCGAUGUCUUAAAUCCAAAUUUCAUCUGCGCCAGGCCUGUACAGAGAUUCGAUUCAUGGUAUUUUUUAUCGCGUCUACAACCAUGAUUCGUCCGGACAUUGUUGUUUCAAUGAUUGUUCAUCUCGCCGCUGUGCUUUUGCCCACUCCAAACUAUGGCAAUAGGAUCAAAUUGUACCUAAUGUCAUUUGUUCGAAAGGUCCUCGUGACCAUUUGGGGAACAAGAUUCAGUUCUUAUCCGCUGCUAAAGUACCGGCUUCUUGGACAGUUUCCAGUAGUACUCUCGACCAAUCCUUCCGAAGUUCUUCACUCUAGCCUUGCGAAUGAGUACCGCAAGUCUUUCUACAGGUCUACUGCUAGUUUCGAUACUGAUUUGAAGCUUCUGCACUCGUUUAUGGAGAGAAAGACUCGAGAAUACUUGAUGGCGCACAACGAGAGAACCAGCCUUUACGACACGACUGUUCACGACGCUUUUAUCGAGAGGAAUCUUCUCUUGUGCGAGCAGGUGCCUGAAAACGGCAAAGUGGAGCCCGAAAUUUUCCAUCAAUUUCUCCUCAACUGCGCCGAUGAAUUUUUGCGAACGUCCAAGAAGACAAUUAAUAAAGAUUUGCGUCAUUUGUUCCGUCGUGCACGUGUAAUGAAUUUACUCAAGAAAAAUUUGGAUAUUCCUCUUCCUCCGAAGUUCGUAGGGGCCGCGAGCGAACAUAUCCAGAACGAGGCGAAUAGACACGAUCCAAGCGUGCAACUCCCUGGCCCAAUCGAGCCCGACUACGACGAGAAAGAAGAAGAAAACGAGUUUCAAGAAGAGAUUAACGACGAAGUUGUGAUUGGUUCUGAGUUUCUUCGUGAUGGUGAUGGCAACGUUCGAAUGCAAAUUAACGAGCCUGUGUUGAAUUUUGAGAUUGACCAAGAUCCUGAAAUGACUGUGCCCAAUGUUACGAUUCCUGCUCAAGAAGAGAUGGCUCGUUCAAUUGCGAGUAAUAUUAACGACUGGAAUCAAAUGUUCUCGUCCCAAACUGAUCAAGAUGCUAGCCGAUAUAAUUUUCGACGGCGCACGAAAAGCCAAUCUCGUCGCGCGAAAAAUAUUGCUGAUGAUCGUACUGAAGCACCUAACACCAGCGGGACGAGCGCCAUACAAAAAAAAGAUCCAAAGGCGAUGGGAACUCCAGCUGUAAACACCACAAACCGAAAUACUCAGCCUGCCAAGACCUCUAAUUCACGCGUCACUACUUCGUCUGAUGGUCCUUCCAAGUUCAAAACUUCCAAAGCACCAAUGCCUGCUUCUACUGGUCCUUCUGAGAAGUCAAAGGAUCAUCAGAAUGUAUCAUCCGAUUCGGUGGAUGAUCCUCGUGUGAAGACUUUGCAGACGCCGAAGUCAAAGACGCGAGAGAAUGCCGACUCUGGGCGAACUGGAAUUUCCCAUCAGAUUGCUAAGCAUGCACAGAUUUCAAAGAAGUCUAAGCAUCAUCAGAAUCUUUCAACUGGUUCGGUGGGCGAUCCUUGCGUCGUCAUUGAAUCGACGAAGAAAUCAAUGACUCAUCCCGCCCCCAUGGAACAUCUUUUUACAAACGAUGCACCUUCAACGAUGCAGAAGGAUCUAGAAUCAUCUGAAUAUCUCCCUGGAUAUGAAUAUUUGAAUCAGUCUCAACUGAGAUUGGAAGAUACGGACCUGGAAUGUUUCGAUGCUGAAGAAGAUAACUUCUCAAUGGGUAAUGCACCACCAUCACCAACGCUUCACGAUCCCGCUGCUGGUAUUUUGCCCUCGAAGAUACCUUUUCUUUCUUCGCCUGCUAGCACUGAUUUACGAAAGCCUUUUGAUCGACAAAAUCCAGAUAAUCAAGGCUUUAAUACCGCGCUUGAAUUGGUCAACAAAUCCGAUCUUGCUUCUCAUGAGUUUAAUCGUCGGAAACGCGAAAAUGCGUCGCUCCGAAAAACCCAGUAUGUGCCCCAGAAGAACGUUCGACUUGAUGAUAUUGUUCCCGGCUCUUAUAGCCUUAAAAUGUCGGAAAUUGAUUGUAUCCGUCAGAUUCGAGACAUCGAGAAGACUUUGCCUACGGAUUCCAAUCAAAAUGAAACUGUGAAAGACGUGAGGGCUGCCCUGAAAUGCCUCGAUAAAGGUCGACCUGAGCCUACAAUGGAACAAUGCUUGGAACGAGAGAGAUUGGAAAGAGAAGCGGCUCAAACUCUUAGAGAUGACGAGAGGGAUAAUAAGAAGAAGCUUGCUGAACACGAACGCCUGGAAAAGAAAAGGAAAGCUCGAGAAGAGAAGGCCGCAAAGGAAGAGGGUGAGGAAAAGCUUGAUCAUUAUAUCAAGAAAAAGAAAGCCAUGGAAGAGUACCUGCGUGAAGGACGUGCCCGUUUGCGUGGUCUGACCGCAGAUGAUGAUGGACAGCGGGAAAACAAAGUCGCUAAUGAUUUUACCGCUGUAUCUCACGAUGAAACAGAAGCUCCAGCUCUUCAAAAUCAGCAAGAAGUUGUUCAGUCGGAAGAAGCAACCAAGAACGGAUCAGGCUCUGGCAAGACUUCUGACAAGUAUGAUCCUUCCCCCGCAAGAACUCGCUCGAAGACGGCGCAUAACCAAGAGCUUCGACAGCUCGAAGGUAUGAAAGAUGAUGAAUCUCCAACUGACAACGCCGGGGCAAACAAUGCUUGCUUAGUUCAGGCGGAAGAAGCAGCCAAGAACGGAUCGGGCGGUGGCAAGAAUCAAAAUUCGACCCCGCGAUCUUCUCUCUCGUCGUUGCCGGCAUAUACUUCUGACAAGUAUGAUCCUUCCCCCGCAAGAACUCGCUCGAAGAAGGCGCAUUACCGAGAUCUUCGACAGAUGGAAGUCGAAUUGGCCACGAACGCUCUUCAGCCGCAGCAGCUUGGUGACAUUUCCCUUGGCAACACCAUCCGCGACGAAAGCGAAUGGAGCAAUGUUUUUGUUGAACGUCGCAACGUGCCCGCGGACUCCAACCUCCCGGAAAGUAUCUUGCAAGAAGGAGAGGCUCAAGCCAACACCUCUGUUGUUUCGACCGCCUCGCCGAAUGCGACCCUUGUCCAAGGGUUAAUGAACUCUACCCAAGUUGGAUCCGAUGGACCUCCACUCUCUCCCGCUGAGAUUUCUUCGAUUGGAAGCGACGAAAUCUCUUCCGUCUUAAAUGGACAGCGAUCUGGUCUUCUCGCCAGUGUUCUUCUGGGCCAGAGUGUCAAUGGACACUCUGCGAUUCACGCUGACGAAUCCAUCGGCUCUCGUUUCACUGUCGACACCCUCACCGUCGUCGGUGAAGUGGAACCUGACACGGCUCAAACAUCUGCCCUGUCUGCCGAUGGUGAUGUCCGCCCUCCUCCACCUGGUUUCCUCCCUCGACCAGUAAACUAUCUUGGUCGAUCUGGCGUUGACUCCAUGGAGCUAACUCCAAACGACGAGCCCACUGCAGAGUUCGAGCUCACUCCUGAGCGCACGCCCUCUCCCGUCAUCAACGAAGUCUCCAAUGUUUCUUCCGCCAUUGGACGCUCCCUCCAAGACGAGUUCGAUGGCUCUAUCGCCACCGACGAAGAAACUAGUUCUGGCGAGUCUACUCUUGUGGAUCCCGACGUGUCCCGGGAUCCUUAUGAAGGGGAGAUGACGCUCGACUCGUCCUCAUCCGAAGAUACCAUGUCCACCGUCAACGGCAGCGAUAUUUCCACCUUAUCCGCCUCUGGACUGGUAUUCGCCGAAGUCGAGGAAAAUCCCCAUGAGGGAGAAUACACCUUGAACUCGUCUAACGACGACCAGACCGACUCCACCAUCAACGACCAAGCCGACUCCGCCAUGGACGACCAAGCCGACUCCACCUUCGACGCUGGCGUCUACAAUGAGUCCGGUUUGGGCGAGCCCCUCACCAACUCCACCAUCGCUGGCCGACCCGGUCAAAACAACUCCACCGUCAGUGGUAUCUCCGCCCUGUUCAACGGAACUGGCUCCACCAACUCCACCGUCGCUGGCCGACCCGGCCAAAACAACUCCACCGUCAGUGGCAUCUCCGCCCUGUUCAACGGAACUGGCUCCACCAACUCCACCGUCGCUGGCCGACCCGGCCAAAACAACUCCACCGUCAGUGGCAUCUCCGCCCUGUUCAACGGAACUGGCUCCACCAACUCCACCGUCGCUGGCCGACCCGGCCAAAACAACUCCACCGUCAGUGGCAUCUCCGCCCUGUUCAACGGAACUGGCUCCACCAACUCCACCGUCGCUGGCCGACCCGGCCAAAACAACUCCACCGUCAGUGGCAUCUCCGCCCUGUUCAACGGAACUGGCUCCACCAACUCCACCGUCGCUGGCCGACCCGGCCAAAACAACUCCACCGUCAGUGGCAUCUCCGCCCUGUUCAACGGAACUGGCUCCGCCAACUCCACCAUCGCUGGCCGACCCGGCCAAAACAACCGUGCUCGCAUGGGUUCGCAGCGCGCCAACUCCACUGUUAGUGGAAUCUCUGGGCUGUUCAACGAGUCCGCAAAUGCAACCGUGGCUGGAACAUCGAAUGCCACGGCUACGAAUGGCGAAGACGCAGGCUUUGUUCCGAUUUCACCCGAUUUCGGAAACUAUUUCGCCCCGGCUUUCGCUUCCGCCAUCCACCACGAUCAUCGCCCAGGCGCCGCUGUGGUCUUCGAGGAUGGUGUUCCGCGUCGUUUCGAUGACCCUUCGAGCAUCGUUAUCAGCCAGCGGGCUCGGCCUCUUGUUCAAGUUGCCGACGGCGCACCGCUGGUUGAGACAGCCAUCGCCGAAUUCUUGAAUGAUUCGGACCAAUACGUUGAAAAUAUUCGACAGUUCCUCGAAGAGGAACAAAACGAAAAUCUCGCCGUUCUCUUGGUUACGAAGGGCCACAAGGCGAUGAACCUGGGCGAGAUGUUCGUCGCCUAUGACGAUGACAUGACUGAAGAAAUGGAAGAUUAA
Molecule: messenger RNA, 8076 nt
Organism: Oikopleura dioica
Lineage: Eukaryota; Metazoa; Chordata; Appendicularia; Copelata; Oikopleuridae
Source: the annotation of a GenBank genome assembly